Molecule: messenger RNA, 1179 nt
Organism: Plenodomus lingam JN3
Lineage: Eukaryota; Fungi; Ascomycota; Dothideomycetes; Pleosporales; Leptosphaeriaceae
Source: RefSeq, a predicted model, not a curated record
AUGCAGCGUGCAAGCGCCAUAUGGACCCGCGAUGUCACUCGUCGUUUGGGUCGCUCGCAGUCCCUCAUAAUCCGGUCCACAACUACGUCAGGCUUCUGGACGGGCUCAUGUCCUUCUUCACGACGCCCUGCCGCCUUCAACCCGCCAUGCAACUUGUCCUACGACCGCCAACGAGACGACCGCUUCUCACUCCCCAGGCCCAAAACAAGCACCGUGCCUGAGGUCGCUGCCCAACCCGAACAUACAUCAUCUCCGCGAAUCCGCCUGCGUCUAGAGGCCAAAAUCGUGGUCCUGGGCAGCCAGGGCGUCGGAAAGACGUCUCUCGUCCAUCGCUACGUGAGGAACGCGUUUACACCACCGUCCACUCAAUCCACAGUGGGCGCAUCCUUCCUGACCAAGCGAGUGGUGGACAUCGACACAUCUACAGUCGUACGUCUUCAAAUAUGGGAUACAGCCGGGCAGGAGAGAUUUCGGUCCAUCACAAAGCUCUACUACAGAGGCGCAAAUGCAGCUGUACUGUGCUAUGAUAUUACAGAUCCUCAGUCCUUUGAAGAAAUGGGCCGCUGGCUGAAAGAACUCAAGACCAAUCUGGGAGAGGAAGUUAUCCUCCACGUCGUUGGAACCAAGUCAGACAUUGUCGCCGAAGAUCCAUCGAAACGCAAAGUCCCCUUUGAGCGUUGCAUCGCGUACGUUGCCGAGAACCUAUACCCCGCGCAGGCUGUGCAGGCACCGAGCAGCCAAACCACUGGCUGGGGCUCCGUCCCGGCCGCCUUCCAAAGUGGUGCUCUCGCCUCACCACAAAGCAACCGAUCUAGCGGCUUCUGGGGACAAGACAUUGGCUGGGACUGCUGUCACGAGAUCAGUGCAAAAGAUGGCGAGGGCGUCGAUGAAGUCUUUCGCGUAAUCACCCGCAAACUUGUCGAGCAACAACAAAAGAAGUUUGAAGAGGAACAGCGCACUCUCGCCAUGGUCGGCAUGACACCUGGCGUCGACAUUAAUGGCAACCCAGGCUACUUUGAUCACCCUGCCAACGGCAACGGAAGCUUCAGGAUCGGCGCAGGCGACCAACGCCGCAGCUGGCUUGGGUUCCCCAACACCCCUGGCCUGGUGGGACAUCAGCAGGAAUGGGAAGAUGAUAUUGUCCGCGUGCAGAAGAGCAAAGGGGGCAGAUGCUGCUGA